Micropterus dolomieu (smallmouth bass) is the source of this 1946-nucleotide messenger RNA. RefSeq names its product mucin-2-like. The transcript has 8 exons. The record is from RefSeq and is a predicted model, not a curated record. NCBI's taxonomy places the organism in Eukaryota, Metazoa, Chordata, Actinopteri, Centrarchiformes, Centrarchidae. The coding region runs from base 222 to 1946 and encodes 574 amino acids.
UAGGCGUUUUCAGCUGAGUUCCUUCGAACUGUCAUAGAGAUUUCAACCUGUUGGCGUUUGACCCUGAUGGAGAUGAAGUUAAAUGCAGAUUCGCAAACACAGCACUGUCAGAGUGUUACGACUGCACACCACCGUCUGUUCUCAACCUCUCACCAUCUUGUACUUUGUCAUUCAGCCCCACCAGUAGCAGUAGUCAAGGUUCAUACGCCGUACAGCUAGUCAUGGAGGAUUUUCCCAGGAAACCUAUCACCCUGACUCAAACUAACGGGGUGCAGACGACGAUAACUACCAACAACGCUAUAAGCAAACUACCUGUCCAGUUUGUUUUCAUUGUGGAUCCUGUGGUGCCAUCCUGCACAGAGGGACUUUAUCUGCCCAAGUUUCUACCUCCAACCCCAGACAACAGAGCUCAGCUUUACGCCACUGUCAAUCAGACCCUGAAAAUCAGCUUUAAAGCAGAAGCAAAUAUCUCCAUAAUUUCUGAGCUGCUUUUUAGUGGGCCGUACAACACAAUCCAGACUACAUUGGGAGAUGGACAGUUCAUCCUGAGUUGGACGCCGUCUGAAAACCAAAAUGGAGAAAGCCACCCCAUCUGUUUUGUUGUCCAGGCCGUUUCCAAUUCUGUCAAGUAUCACUCGGAGGUACGAUGUGUCAUUGUGAGUGUUCGAAGCGACCCAACAUCUACACCAGUACCUACAACAACCACCACUAUAAAAACUACAACAACCCCACCAACAAUAUCCACCAUUCCCUUAACAACUACCCCACCAAUUACAAUAACCCCCACUACACCAGCUAAAACAAUCACACAAAGCACGACUACCAUUCCCUUAAAAACUGCCCCACCAACCGUAAUAACCAUCACUUCACCAAUUACAACAACCCCACCAAUUACAACCACCAUUCCCUCAACAACUACCCUACCAACCACAGAAACCACCACUGCACCAGAUACAACAACCACACAAAGCACAAAUACCAUUCCCUCAACAACUACCCUACCAACCACAAUAACCACCACUACACCGGCUACAACAACCACACAAAGCACGACUACCAUUCCAUUAACAACUACCCCACCAACCGCAAUAACCAUCACUACACCAACCACAACAACCACACAAAUCACGACCACCAUUCCGUCAACAACUACCCCACCAACCACAACCACCAUUCCGUCAACAACUUCCCCACAAAUUACAAUAACCACCGCUACACCAAUUACAACAACACCACCAAUUACAACCACCAUUCCCUCAAAGACUACCCUACCGUCCACAGAAACCACCACUACACCAGCUACAACAACCACACAAAGCCCAACUACCUUUCCCUCAACAACUACCCUACCAACCACAAUAACCACCACUACACCAUCUACAACCAUCCAACAAAACACGACCACCAUUCCCUCAACAACUACCCCACCAACUACAAUACCCACCACUACACCAAUUACAACAACCCCACCAAUUACAACCACCAUUCCCUCAACAACUACCUUACCAACCACAGAAACCACCACUGCACCAGCUACAAUAACCACACAAAGCACAACUACCAUUCCCUCAACAACUACCCUACCAACCACAAUAACCACUACACCAGCUACAACAACCACACAAAGCAUGACUACCAUUCCAUUAACAACUACCCCACCAACCGCAAUUACCAUGACUACACCAAUUACAACAACACCCCCACCAACUACAACCACCAUUCCCUCAACAACUACCCCACCAACUACAAUACCCACCACUACACCAAUUACAACAACCCCACCAAUUACAACCACCAUUCCCUCAACAACUACCUUACCAACCACAGAAACCACCACUGCACCAGCUACAACAACCACACAAAGCACAACUACCAUUCCCUCAACAACUACCCUACCAACCACAAUAACCACUACACCAAAACCACCACUGCACCAGCUACAAUAA